This is a messenger RNA of Blumeria graminis f. sp. triticale, 903 nucleotides long. The record is from the annotation of a GenBank genome assembly. Lineage: Eukaryota; Fungi; Ascomycota; Leotiomycetes; Helotiales; Erysiphaceae.
AUGGCCAGUUCAAGCUUCCCUUCUAUCUUCAAUGCAACCUCGCAAGACAUUGAGAUGCUUCUCGCAGCUCAAUGUCACCUAGGUUCGAAAAAUUUACAAGUCCACAUGGACAGCUAUCUAUGGAAAACCCGACCAGAUGGAAUAAAUAUUAUUAAUAUUGGAAAAACCUGGGAAAAAGUUGUCCUCGCGGCUCGUAUUAUCGCGGCCAUUGACAACCCAGCCGAUAUCUGUGUCAUUUCUGCUCGUCCUUAUGGUCAACGCGCUGUACUCAAAUUCGCAGCUCAUACUGGUGCUGUUGCUAUCGCUGGACGGUUUACGCCCGGUAAUUUCACAAAUUACAUCACACGAUCGUUCAAAGAGCCACGCCUAAUCAUCGUGACUGAUCCUCGUACUGACGCUCAAGCUAUUAAGGAAGCAUCAUAUGUCAAUAUUCCAGUCAUAGCUCUGUGCGAUACCGAUUCCCCAACUGAAUUUGUCGAUGUUGCAAUCCCAACCAACAACAAAGGACGUCACUCUAUAGGACUAAUUUGGUGGAUGUUAGCUCGUGAAGUACUAAGAUUAAGGGGCUCAAUCGCCAACCGUGAAACUGAGUGGGAUGUCAUGGUCGAUUUAUACUUUUACCGUGACCCAGAAGCAGAAGAAAACAAAGAUGCUCUUGAAGACAAAAUACCUGGCGCAGAGGAAGCCGGAAUCGCCGCUGUUGACACUGGUUUUGCAGGAGGAAACGCAGAUUGGGAAGUAGCAACUGGCCCCGCAGCUGCUUUCGCCGGCGCUACAGCUACCACGGGAGCUGUCGCUGGAAUUUCAUGGGACGGAGCUGCCGACGGGACUGACUGGGCCGCUGGAAGCGCUGGUGAAUGGGGAGCAGCAGCUGAGCCCGGAAAAGUAAGUGAGCAGUGGUAA